AACAAAUCCAAUCCCAAAAAAUUUCCCCAAAACUAACCAAACUUUUCUUUCUUUCCUCUCUCUUUCUAUAGAAAGAGAAAGCAACCAAAACACAAACACACACACACACACACACAGACACACACAGAAAAAAGAAAACAGAGAGAGAGAGAGAGAUUUGGGGACGAAAUCGAUGAAAGAGCCAUCGGAGAAGACGAAGGUGGUGGUACGGCACCUCCCUCCAUCGCUCACGCACUCCGAUCUCUCCGUCAACAUCGACGAAAAAUUCUCCGGCCGCUACAACUGGUUCUUUUUCCGUCCAGGAAAAUACAGCCUGAAGAAUCAGAGGUAUUCUCGAGCCUACAUAGACUUCAAGAGGCCUGAAGAUGUUUUCGAGUUUGCAGAGUUUUUUGAUGGACAUAUUUUUGUUAAUGAGAAGGGUGCUCAGUAUAAGGUUUUAGUUGAAUAUGCUCCUUCACAGAAGGCCCCGAAGUCAACUACUAAGAAGGAUGGUCGUGAAGGGACCAUAUAUAAAGUAGAUCCUGAUUAUCUAGAGUUCCUCAAAAUUAUUGCAAAGCCGGCUGAGCAUCUACCUAGUGCAGAAAUACAGUUGGAAAGAAAAGAAGCAGAGCAAGCUGGUGCUGCAAAAGAAGCUCCUAUUGUUACGCCACUUAUGGAAUAUAUUCGUCAAAAACGAGCCGUUGAGAGUGGAGUCCAGGGUUCAUCAGUUGGUGGCAAGAUUAGGAGAAGAACUGGGGCUGCAUCCACGAGCAAGCCUGGCUCAUCUAAUACCAAACGAAGCUCUGAGAAGAAAAAGUAUAUAUUGAAGGAAAGUGCCAAGAAUACCACUCAAAAGGACAAGUCAAAUUUCAUUGUAGUGGCUAGGCGAGAGGAUCAAGCAACUACUUCAAGUGGAAAAGAAAUAUAUGAUGAGAGAGGUUCUGUUUCUGGAAUCCCUGUGACUGCUGACUCUGUAAAGAAGAAGUAUCUGCUUCUAAAAGGGAAAGACCGAGGAUUAUCUAACGUUCCUGAGGGUUUGUUACAACAGGGUGUAACAUUGCCGGCUGGUAAUUCUCCAUCUUCAACUGUGCCAAAAGAGAAUCAGAGGCGGGAGGCUGGUGGGAGGUUGAUUAGAAACGUACUUUUAAAUAGUGAUGCUCGUCAUAGUCAAUCUUCAACAGCAGUUCAGCCUCAUCAGAAAAUUCAAAUCUUGAAUUCAGAAAGUGGUAAGCGACCACCACGGCCAGUCAAUGCACGCUUAGGGCCGAAUGGUCUUGUAGCUAAAAAUGAGACAAACUCCUUUGGUUCUGAAGGGGAUACAAAAAGGACUGCAGAUGAUAAGUUUACGAAAAAGGACUUGCAAGGUUUGGGUAAUGUCAGUGAGAAGCAAGAAAAACGUACAAGAAACAGGGAUAGACCUGAUCGUGGUGUUUGGACUCCUCUUCGCCGAUCUGAUGUUUCACAUACGAGUGAUGAGAACUUGUCAUCCUCCAUGUUGCAUCCUACUCAAUCACAAUGUGAUUCAGUUGAAGUUUCCCGUGGAGAAAUGAAAGAUAUUUCUUAUGGAAGUAGGAAUGCAGAGGCUACAGCCACUAUGAGUGGACGUAAUAAUUCUGUUGAGAAUGGAUCCCAAAGACAUUUUGGUCGUCGUGGAGCUGCCCACAUAACGAAGGAUGAUGGCUCUGUUAAUAUGAGUGAGGGGAAAUCUUCUAGAAGAGGUGUUAGUGGCCAUAGUGCUCAUGAGAAACAAGUUUGGGUGCAGAAGCCAUCUUCAGGUUCUUAGAAUACUAAAAUUUGGUGUGUGGCAUUCUGUAAGAGCAAUAAUUCAUCAUGUGUCCAAGGACCGUAUCUGUUACCACAGGCUAAGGCCUCCAUUGAAGACAUCGUAUAGACGACAUUCCAGAAUGAUGAUUUUAUGGUUUUGCCAAUUGUAGGACCAAUUAUGCUUGUGGAAAUUUCUUACGGUACAGGGACCUGAUUUGCACCCCCAACGGGAAAAGUACAGGCAUGCUCAUUCAGAAAAAUGCCGAGUUAACAUAUCCAAGUGACGCAAUACCCAAGUUGGAGAAGGAUUUGAUUUCUUCACUAUGUAAUUUUCAUUAUUCUGACGCAUAUCUCAAAAGGAAAAGUAAUAGUGUGUGGUAUGAAAGACGAAAAUUUGUGGUAUUUUGACCCAGACGGUAUGUCAGAACUGUCUUCACCUUAAUGUAUCAUAUGAUGAUAGUAACCAAAGAACUUGGAUGGAUUAUGAAGGUGUUGUUUUGACUCAUUUUGGUAUGGAAAUAUGGCAAGCAUGUUCUAACGUACAA
This is a messenger RNA of Quercus robur (English oak), 2288 nucleotides long. Its product is annotated as regulator of nonsense transcripts UPF3. The coding region runs from base 173 to 1762 and encodes 529 amino acids. The record is from RefSeq and is a predicted model, not a curated record. NCBI's taxonomy places the organism in Eukaryota, Viridiplantae, Streptophyta, Magnoliopsida, Fagales, Fagaceae. Gene Ontology annotation, cellular component: nucleolus; cytoplasm. The transcript has 14 exons. Gene Ontology annotation, molecular function: mRNA binding. Gene Ontology annotation, biological process: positive regulation of translation; nuclear-transcribed mRNA catabolic process, nonsense-mediated decay.